AUGACUUCGCCCAAGGCUGACUUUGCUGCAAAUCGGCACUAUUUCCUCUCUCGAAACUUUAUUGGCUCCUUAGCUGCCAUUGGCCUCGCAAGCAUGGCGGCCAUUGGUGGCUUCUCACUCAUAGCGCCUGUGCUGGGCAACAUUGACGCAUCCAUUGGCCCAGAUCAGAGCAUUGUCUGGGUUUCACUGUCAAACAAUCUGACGCAGGCCAUCGGACUGACUAUUGCCGGGCGUCUUUCGGAUAUAUUUGGUCGCUGGUACUUUCAGAUUGGUGGUGCCUUGCUAGCGCUCGUUGGAUGUAUACUAGCCGUGACGGCAGUAAAUGUGCGAAUGCUAAUCGGCGCUAAUGUGCUCAUUGGUAUUGGAUCCGCAACACAGGUGUCGUUUCCCUAUCUAAUUGCGGAACUUGUUCCCGUUAGACAGGGAUCCUUUGCGUCCGCGUACAUUUACGUGCUGUUGGUGCCCAUGUCGGCUCUUGCGCCAAACAUUGCUACGGUCCUCGCCACGCGCACAAGUGUUGGUUGGAGAUGCUGCUAUUACUUGCUCGUUGCUAUCAAUGCGCUGGCAUUGGUAUGCUGGGUUCUCUUUUAUCGCCUGCCUACAUGGGAUGAUUUGGUGGAAAGUGCUGGUAGUGCUUCGACGAAAGCGAAGAAGGCGCAGAUGCUAAAGAAUAUCGAUUAUGGCGGCCUCAUAUUUCUCUCCAGCGGUCUUUUGCUGUUUCUUAUGGGAAUCUCGUGGGGAGGCUCCGUUUACGCGUGGAACUCAGCAGCUGUGCUUUCCACAAUUAUAUUGGGUGCCGUGGCGCUUGUCUGCUUCGUCUUCUAUGAGCGUCGACUAUCCAGAUCCGUGGCUCUGGUUCCGAUGCACUGCUUUCCAAUGGGCCUUGGAUUGCCGUCGGUUGCCGUCCUCUAUGCAGACCAUAGUCUCGAGGUCCAAGGUUGGGUCAAGUGUGUUAUUGGUGCACCGCCUCUAUUUGGUCAAAUUACUGCUAGUAUAUUUGCCACCCGAAUUGGCAAGUUGAAGUACCAGCUUAUCAUUGCUGCUAUCGUGGGCGCCGCGUUUUACGCAGCGAAUGCAAGUGUGACUCCAAACAACGAAAUUCAGGUCAUUAUCUUGCUAUGCAUUGGUGGAUUUGCGCUUGGAUGGGUAGAUGCUGUCUGCCUCGUCGCUCUCUCCAUCACACUUGAAGAUCAGAAAGAAAUAGGAACUGGUGUAAGUGUUGCUAGUUCGUUACGAACAAUCAUCACAACCACCUCGGCUACUAUAUUUACUGCCAUACUCUUUUGGCGCCUAGCGUCGACGAUCCCGGCCAUUGUUCCUCCCGCGUUGGUCGAGGCUGGACUUCCCGCACACUAUGUAGACCAGUGUGUAUACUUGCUUCAGCACAACCAAACGCGACUUGCUGAAGUGGAAGGUGUCUCUGCUAGUGUCAUUGCUACUGGGCUGGAUGCAUUUAAACUGGCUAACUCACAGGCAUAUUCAACAGUGUAUCUCGCAACUAUUGCAUUCAGUGGGGUAGGCAUCAUAUGCAGCUUCAUGACGCCCAGCAUGGAGUCGUAUCUAACCGACGAUGUUGCCAGGAGGCUAAGACAAUGUUUUGCCUAUCGUACAAAUAAUGUCACCUGA
Messenger RNA from [Torrubiella] hemipterigena, 1626 nucleotides. The record is from the annotation of a GenBank genome assembly. NCBI's taxonomy places the organism in Eukaryota, Fungi, Ascomycota, Sordariomycetes, Hypocreales, Clavicipitaceae.